Drosophila albomicans is the source of this 7666-nucleotide messenger RNA. It is a transcript of the gene Trpm, whose product is annotated as transient receptor potential cation channel trpm. Gene Ontology annotation, molecular function: monoatomic cation channel activity. Lineage: Eukaryota; Metazoa; Arthropoda; Insecta; Diptera; Drosophilidae. The record is from RefSeq and is a predicted model, not a curated record. The transcript is spliced from 33 exons. Gene Ontology annotation, cellular component: membrane. The coding region runs from base 88 to 6273 and encodes 2061 amino acids. Gene Ontology annotation, biological process: protein tetramerization; monoatomic cation transmembrane transport.
UCACUGGAUGCCUGAAGAGAUGUUGCAAUUAAAUGCAACUGCUAAUUAAUUGCAUCCCAAAAACUUUGUUGCAAAACAACUCGCAUAAUGGUUAUCGAUUCACCAGUUGUGGCACAAAAAUAUCUGCGCCGCGUCUCGAAAGAUUUCUCGACAGUGCGUCGCUAUAGCAACACUCCAGGCUCGUUAUCCCUGGAAAAUUCCACCGCCACCGCCACCGAUGGAGCCGAGGAUCUGCCCAGCACUCCGCGUGGCAUUCGAAAGCGGCAACGGAUGCGCAAACGUUCUUCGGUAUCGUCGACGCUAUCGAAAGUUUUAAUACUCAAUGUGCGUGAUUUGCUGAAGGCGCAUGCCAACUGCGAGCCACCAACAACAGAGCAUCAGCCCCGAAGUUGGAUCGAGACCAAUUUUCAGAAACGCGAGUGCAUCAAAUUCAUCCCAUGCCCAAAGGACGAUACAAAAUGUUGCUGCGGCCAGGCACAGAUCACACAUCAGACGAUUGCAGGCAUCGAGAGUGGUUCGCCAGGUGAUUUGUGGCUGCCCACGAAGCACACGCGUCCACAGCCCACAGAUGCUUAUGGCACCAUUGAGUUUCAAGGUGGCGCACAUCCAACAAAAGCGCAGUAUGUGCGUCUGUCAUUCGAUACAAGACCGGAGCUGCUGGUACAGCUAUUCACUAAGGAAUGGAAUCUGGAAUUGCCAAAACUUUUGAUCACCGUGCAGGGAGGCAAAGCCAACUUUGAUUUGCAGGCAAAGCUGAAAAAGGAGAUACGCAAAGGACUUUUGAAGGCAGCGAAAACGACAGGCGCUUGGAUAUUCACCGGCGGUACCAAUACGGGCGUCACCAAACAAGUCGGCGAUGCGCUGCUCCUGGAGGGACAACAACGCACCGGACGUGUGGUCAGCAUCGGUAUUGCGCCCUGGGGCAUUGUGGAACGCAAUCAUGAGCUUCUGGGCCACAAUCGUGAGGUGCCCUGCCACAGUAUUAGUUCCCCGAGAUCGAAAUUGGCUGUGCUCAACAAUCGACAUGCGUAUUUUCUGCUAGUCGACAAUGGCACCCAAGCAAAAUAUGGUGCCGAAUUGAUUUUGCGACGCAAACUGGAGAAAUUCAUAUCCAAUUUAAAGCUGCAUCCAUUUACACAUUCCAGUACGCCGGUCGUCUGUCUGGUGAUUGAGGGCGGUACGAACACGAUACGUGCUGUCCUCGAGUACGUAACGGACUCUCCGCCAGUGCCAGUUGUUGUUUGCGAUGGCUCUGGCCGUGCGGCCGACCUCCUGGCCUUUGUGCACAAAUAUGCAUCGGAUGGCGAGGAGCAACCAGUAUUGGAGUCCAUGCGAGACUAUCUCAUCGGCACCAUACAGAAGACUUUCGAAGUGGGCCUGGAUCAGGCCGAGAAGCUGUAUCAAGAGCUUUUGCAAUGCACACGCAACAAGAAUUUGAUUACUGUAUUCCGCAUACAAGAGAAACCCGAAGGCGAGGCACAGGAGCUAGAUCAGACCAUCUUAACGGCGCUCUUCAAGUCCCAGCAUCUCAGUCCACCGGAACAAUUGAGUUUGGCAUUGACAUGGAAUCGUGUGGACAUAGCGCGCAGCGAGAUAUUUGUCUACGGCCAGGAAUGGCCAAAUGGCGCUCUGGAUGAGGCAAUGAUGCAGGCACUCGAACAUGAUAGAAUCGAUUUUGUCAAAUUACUUUUGGAGAAUGGUGUCUCGAUGAAGAAAUUUUUAACAAUACCACGCCUUGAGGAACUCUACAAUACAAAACACGGUCCAGCCAAUACAUUAGGUUACAUAUUGCGCGAUGUGCGUCCGCAUAUACCCAAGGGCUACAUUUACACCCUGCACGACAUUGGCCUUGUCAUCAAUAAACUAAUGGGCGGCGCCUAUCGAUCCUAUUACACGCGCCGCAAAUUUCGUCCAAUCUAUGCGAAGGUGAUGAACAGCUAUGCAAAUGCUUGUCGCAAGUCCUCGACGUAUCAAUAUCAACGCUAUGCGGGUGCCAAUUCGCUUAGCCUGGUCACAGGACUUCUGCCAUUCACCACCGAAAUGGCUCUCUUCGAGUUUCCAUUCAACGAGCUGCUGAUCUGGGCAGUGCUAACAAAGCGUCAGCAAAUGGCGCUGCUGAUGUGGACACAUGGCGAGGAGGCGUUGGCCAAAUCGCUGGUUGCCUGCAAGCUGUAUAAAGCGAUGGCUCACGAGGCGGCCGAGGAUGAUUUGGACACCGAAAUCUAUGAGGAGUUGCGUUCCUAUGCAAAAGAGUUUGAGAGCAAAGGCAACAAACUGUUGGACUUUAGCUAUCGACAGGACGCAGAGAAGGCACAACGUUUGCUCACCUGCGAACUGCACUCGUGGUCCAAUCAAAGCUGUCUCUCCCUCGCCGUGGCAGCCAACCAUCGUGCUCUACUCGCCCAUCCCUGCAGUCAGGUCAUUCUGGCAGAUCUCUGGAUGGGCGGACUGCGAACACGCAAGAAUACUAAUUUCAAGGUAAUUUUGGGGCUAAUCAUGCCGUUAUACAUCAGACAAUUGGACUUCAAGUCGAAGGAGGAGCUGCAACAGAUGCCCCAGACGGAGGAGGAGCAUUUGGAGAAUCAAAAUCUCGACAAUGACGAUUCAGAUCGUUCGCAGCCCGAUGCGGAGAGCAAAUUAAUACAAGUUGAAAAGAGCUCACCAUCUUUUCACAGUGUUAGGAACUCAACAGAUGCUCUAUUGGCGGAUACUUAUUCAGUGCGCGAUACAAAAGUACACGAAAAUGGAAAAGUUAAUCUCACUGCUGGAGCGGAAGAAGCACCCUCCAAAGUUUCGUUGACUGAUUCGGAUCCGUCACAGUUUCGAGAAUUCUUUCAUCUGUCGGAGUACACGAAUGAGAUCAAGCAGCAUCAACCGUUGCGAUUAAAGAAGAAGUUUUACGAGUUCUACACGGCGCCCAUUACCAAGUUCUGGGCUGAUUCGAUUGCGUACAUGUUCUUUUUGAUAAUGUUCUCGUUCACGGUGCUGGUGAAAAUGGGACCGAUGCCGAGGUGGCAAGAAUGGUAUUCCAUAGCAUACAUUACCACGCUCGGGUUUGAGAAGGUGCGUGAGAUUGUAUCCUCCGAGCCGGUGGCCAUUACGCAUAAAUUCUCGGUGUGGGCAUGGAACAUGUGGAAUCCAUGCGAUGGUGCUGCCAUAAUACUCUUUCUCAUCGGCCUCGCAUUUCGCUUUCGACCCGCCACCAUGGACAUUGGUCGCGUUAUUUACUGCGUGGACAGCAUCUAUUGGUAUUUGCGCAUAUUAAACAUUCUCGGCGUCAACAAGUAUUUGGGUCCAUUGGUUACCAUGAUGGGCAAAAUGGUCAAGAAUAUGAUAUAUUUCGUAGUCUUGUUGGCUGUGGUGCUCAUGAGCUUCGGUGUCAGUCGUCAGGCCAUUCUCUAUCCCAACAAUGAGCCCACCUGGCGUCUAAUCAGAGAGGUCACCUAUCAACCCUACUUUAUGUUGUACGGCGAGGUGUUUGCCGAUGAUAUCGAUCCACCCUGUGGCGAGGAUCCACGUCAACCGGCCUGUGUCACCGGCCACUGGGUAACGCCGAUAACGAUGUCCAUGUACCUUUUAAUUGCCAAUAUACUGCUAAUCAAUCUGCUGAUUGCCGUCUUCAAUAAUAUAUUCAACGAAGUCAACUCGGUGUCUCAUCAGGUGUGGAUGUUUCAGCGCUUUACAGUGGUCAUGGAAUACCAACAGAAACCGGUGCUGCCGCCACCGUUCAUCGCUUUUUGCCAUUUCUAUUCCUUGCUCAAGUAUUGUGUACGAAAAGCGAAAGGAUUGGAGGUGCAACGGGACAAUGGUCUCAAGCUAUUUCUCGAGAAGGACGAUCUGGAGCGUCUGUAUGACUUUGAGGAGGAGUGCGUUGAGGGCUUUUUCCAUGAGCAGGAAAUCAUAUUGAAUCAGUCAACCGAUGAGCGUGUCAAGAACACAACGGAGCGUGUCGAGACCAUGUCACAGAAAAUCGAGGACAUCAAUCAAAAGGAGAAUAUCCAAACAGCAACUGUGCAGAACAUUGAAUUCCGUUUGCGCAAAAUGGAGGAGUCUGCAGAGCAGAUACUGUCGCAUCUGGGCGUCAUACAUCGCUUCAUGUCCACCCACACCGCUGGCACCGACGAUUUGCGCGGCUCCGUGAUGAACAUUCCAGGUGAAAUGCAUCGCAUGCGCACCAUUUCAAUGACCGACACCGAGGGUGGCGUCAUUGGCGGUGUUCCUGGUCCAGGCAGUGGCGGUGGAGGCGGAGGAGGAGGCGGUGGUGGUGGCGGUGUUGGCAGCAGCAGCAUUGCUGCGGGACUGGGACUGAGUGCAACACUUACUUUAAAUUCGCUGCAGGUUAACAAUCGACGGCGUUUCAAUCGCUCGCUAACCGAAGUGCGGCCGGAUGCGUACAUCUUGGAUGAGGGCACACACUUUGAGGUUGUGCCGCUGCCCGAAGAGCCCGACGAAGUGGUCAAGUCACGGGAGGCCCUCAACGAGCAGGUGGUGCGCAAGGCCUCAAUGCAAUCCGAGCCCGAUUCGGACAUCUAUUUGCCACUGUCGCAGCGGCCUUCGACCUGUGAGACAGUGAAGCGGACGCCAUAUGUGACUGUGCGCCAGGAUACGGGAGCCAGCACCGAGAGCAAGGACACGCUCACACCGAUGGGCAACGAUGACGAUCAGACGCUCGUUGGUGGCGACAAUUCCGAUGAUGCGGCGCCCGAUAUGACUUUUGAGGCUGCCAGGCACCGAGCGAUGCGUCAACGCACUGUCUCGCUCUGCCGCCGUAACUCGGAGACGUACUCGCUGACCGGAGCGGACAUCAAUCGCUCGCACAUUAGCCUCAAUCAGUUGGCAACGCUGUCGCGCCGCCAGCUGAGUCUGACACAGUCUGAGCCGGAUAGUGACAAGGAUACGCCAGUGGCCAGUGGUGGCCCACCACCAGGUAAAUCAGUAUUGCAUGCGAAACCCUCCAGAAAUAUAUUGCUGAAACUGCACAGCGAGUACACAUCGAUAACGGACGAACUGGAGAGCGUCUGCCAUUUGAUUGCUUCGCCGACCGUCUCGCUGCAGAGCAACCAAGCCUCCUUGGAUCGCCCCAAGACGGAAAUGUCACGCGCCGAGGCCGCAGCGUUGCUGGAGAAGAAGCAUCUGAAGGAGUGCGAGGAGAACGACUAUCGCAUACUCGAGGGACUCUUCGAGGCACGCGGCUCCAUCGAUGCCAGCGUUCAGCCCUAUGAGAUUGGCGUCUCUAUAGACUAUAGUCAUCGCUAUCCGCUGCGACGGGAAACAGCCAUCGAGCUGUCGCCCUCGAAACCCUCAGCGGACAGCGGACUCAUGGGUGCCGUGGGUGGCGCUGGCGGCGGUGGAGACAGCAGUGACACCAGCGGUGCGGGCACAAGUGGCUUCCAACUGAAGCACGAACGUCCCUGGCAACGCAACUCAUCGAUGGAACAGCAGACGUAUCAGUCGCCGCUGGUGCCAACGCGUGCCACCAGCGACUUUCUUAAUCCGCCCUACGACAGCAGCGGACGUCUGUUCAAGAAGUCCAGCGAGAGUCUGCAGAAGAACUCGAGCACGGAUACCGAUUAUUCGGCGCAUCCGUAUCGUUUCAUCAAGCAGAGCUCGAAUGAGACGAAUACCUCGCAAACGGGAUCGUAUAACAUUGAUACGCCAUCGUUGACGGCGGAGCCAUCGCUGGAUGCUGGCGAUUCGCAUUCGGCAACGGGGAUUAGCAUGAUGAGUGUUGGCGCUGCUGGCGGCGCUGCGACAACGCGUUACCAGCCCAAGCGCACGGCGUCUGUGGGCGCUGCCGAUGGCAGACGUCUGCGAGACGAUAGCUCCAGUUCGCUGGAUCUCAGUGCUGCGCCAGUAAUGACGCAGGCGCAGACGCCAGCAUUGCCAGCACUGCCCUCGCGUCCCAUGCAGCUGAAGAAACAGUUUAGCAUGGACCAAGGCAAACCGCUGUCGGCGCAAACCAGCGCCGAGACAUCCUCCUCAGCGGAGCCCGUGACUCCAGCGGCCAAACUGAUUUCAACACUCAAGCCGCCGUAUCAGGCCAGCAAACUGGGCAUGAAUGUGCUCAAGGAGAGCAGCUCCAGCACCGAAGAGUCGCGCGAUGGCGAAGCCCUAUCCACAGCCUCGUCGUCGGCGAAGAGCAGUCAUGCACCGUUGGCUAUACCACAGAUCAGCACACAUCUGGUGCAGGACGAGAUUGCCAAGCUGUCGUCGAACAUAAAGAGUAGCACGGAGUCGGAAAAGGAUCCACCAUAUAAUGAGACAAUGUGUUAAGUGUCGUCGUCGUUAUGUCCCUCCUGUUGAUGUUGCAAUUAAACCAAAAAUAGUUAGUGCUUAAGUGUUUUACCCGCCCAAACACAAACACACACACAACAGAUUGAUCUAAGAAUACUAUAUAGUAUGUUUAACUAGUUGUAUAAGUGAAGCCACCUUGUGCUCAAUAUCGUUAUUCAGUCAACGAUUCUUCUUUUUUAAAUCCCCCAUAUAUCCCAGUUGCUGAAAGUACUGCGACAAUGGAAUGUUAAGAAGAGGAGAGAACAAUAUUUAAAUACAAAUUAAUGAUAAAUCACUGUAUGUUAUUCAUGAGAAAGGCAGAGCCAGAGGCAGAGUCAUGCAUAGAUGCAUCUGACGAUUUAGUCAUCAUUUAGCGCAUAUCAAGGAAGCAAAAAUGUAAUAUUAUAUACAAUGAAGAUCGAAAUGAAUCCCCGGUGUAUGCAACGCAAUUUACGUAUGUGUUAAUGAUUUUGGACAAUACAUAGUACACAGAUUCUCUGUAUUUUUAUAAGAUGUAUUUAUUUACAACUCAUACGUAUAGAUUACUGAUUACUGAUGAUGAUGAUGAUGUUAUUACCGAAGAAAGAAUGUUACACAAAAUGUUAGUAGGAUAAAUGCAUGCAUUUCUCUCACAACUCCUAUAUAUCUUUUAAAUAUCACUUCUUAAAGCAACAAAAACAUUAUAAUACCACCAAUUAAGCUAUGAAAUGUUUACAGUGUCUAGAAUUAGUCAUCGAUACAUAUAUACUUGCAAACUUUCACAUAUCUCUCAAACUCAAACUAUGAACUUAUCGCUCCUAAAAAGAUGAAAAAACAAAAACAAAGAUAUCGAUAUUUAGCUCAAUGCAACGUGUUGCAAGUACUUAUACUGUGUGUGUAAAUUGCACCUUCACAAUACCGCGAUAUCAACUUACUGUGUAUAUUUGUGCGUGUACUUUAUAUACUAUAUAACAUAGCUAUGUAUGUGUCUGUCUGUCUGUUGUUUGCCAGAGCAAUUAGUUAGUCCAGUUGUUACUUAUUUAAAUGUCGAAAUGUCUAUGCGUACAUGUGUGUAGAUAAUCUAUGCUAUAUGUAUAUUAUACUAGUAAUUGUAAGUAACCUAAAUCAAAUUGUGUAUAUACUUAUAUAAAUAAACAAAAAAAUAUAUUUUUCAUAUAGAAAACACAACGGAAAAAUGCGAAACAAAAAAGAAUUCGGUUAAAUUAUUGUUAACGAUUUGAUUCUUGUUAAAUGCCGCAAUGCGCUGCUAUUUUCAUGAUUAGUUGUAACGCAAAACAAAAUGAAACAGAAAAACAAAAAUGUUUGAAAACUUUAUGAAAUUUUUGCAUUUUAUUAGAGUUAGACAAUGUACUUAUUGAUUUUAAGAAAAUAAAUUUUAUUAUAUUAAUGGCUC